AUGGCAAGUCAUACUUCAAAUAAUAAAAAUUAUAAUAUGAAACUGAUUGACACACUUUAUAAUCAAGUUCCAGCUUUUACUGAUGUAUUUGAUGAAGAAACAUGGUAUAUUUUUGUUGCCUGCUUUGUAGCAGGAACAUUUUUAGUUGCAUUUAUUCUUUCAAGAUUUAUUACAUUGAAACCUGUAGAAUAAAUGUAUCAUGUUGUUUAAAAAAAUGUAAUUCAUAUUCAUAUAGAAAAAAUUAAUUUAUACUUAGUUAUAUACAUUAUAUAUAUUAAAAUAAAAUUUAAGAUUUGUUAAGAUUAUAUUGUAAUAAUUAUAAUUUUUCUGUAUAUUUUCUAUAAAUUGUAAAUAUAAAGAUCUAUAGAAUUUUUCUUGCAACUAAAACAAUUUAUAACAAAAUAUAUUGUAAUUAAUUAAUGUCUUAUAUAAAAUAUUAUGUAAUUUGAAUAUAUUUUCAAUUAUUUGAAAUAUUCAUUUAGUAAUUAUAUAUAUUUUUUUUAUCAAAAUUCAUUAAUUUUAUGUGUUAUGAAGAUACACUUUGAAAUUAAUAUUUACACUGCGAAGAUUUUAUAAUUAUAUUUUUAUAAUUUUAGUAAACAUUAAAAUAAUUCGUAUUUUUAAUGUAAUAAAAAUUGUUUAAUAUUUAAUAAUAAAAAAUUAAUGAAAUACGAA
Apis cerana (Asiatic honeybee) is the source of this 675-nucleotide messenger RNA. RefSeq lists its product as uncharacterized. NCBI's taxonomy places the organism in Eukaryota, Metazoa, Arthropoda, Insecta, Hymenoptera, Apidae. The record is from RefSeq and is a predicted model, not a curated record.